CUGCCUUAUUCGUUGAAAGAAACACAAACGUCGAACCCAUUUGAUUCCCUCACUUUUGCAGGAAAAAUUCAGUUCUUUGAAGGCCAUGGAUGGACAGACAAAGCUUCAGAUGCUAUCAUUCCACGCUCCCAAGAUUAGGCUCCUCGGUGGUUUGACCAUCGAAGGGAGUGAAGGAAUGCAGGUUUUGGAUUUUUCUGUAUUGCCAGAGCCAGAAUUUGUCGUGCCUAUCUGUGCCAACUUUUUCACCGCUGCUAGCAUGAACAUAGUAGUCUUGGACCUUAAUCCUUUGUAUGAUGCCAUUAACCAUGGCGACUACAAGCAGAAGUAUUAUGAAAGGCUGCGUCUUGCAGCCAAGUACAUUGAGGCCUGGCUUGGACUGAUGGACCAAGCAGCAGAGGAGACAGAUGACUCUCGGAUUCUUUGUAAUCAUAAAGCACAGCAUAAAUAUCUGAAUGGAGAGCUGAGAAGGUGUUUCAUUUUUUCCUUGUAAUCAACUACCCAUCUUCAUUCCAUUGCACUCAGCUAAGAUUUUGAAAUCCUGAAAUUUCUUGCAUAAUGUUAACAAAUCCUCAGUGGUCUUGGUUCUAAUGGCCUUACCUAAAACAGUAGAAAAGAAACCAUACCUGUAAGCAAGUCCAAAUUCCUGU
Telopea speciosissima is the source of this 647-nucleotide messenger RNA. Its product is annotated as phytochromobilin:ferredoxin oxidoreductase, chloroplastic-like. The transcript is spliced from 5 exons. The record is from RefSeq and is a predicted model, not a curated record. Gene Ontology annotation, molecular function: phytochromobilin:ferredoxin oxidoreductase activity; cobalt ion binding. Gene Ontology annotation, biological process: phytochromobilin biosynthetic process. The coding region runs from base 86 to 490 and encodes 134 amino acids. NCBI's taxonomy places the organism in Eukaryota, Viridiplantae, Streptophyta, Magnoliopsida, Proteales, Proteaceae.